Messenger RNA from Coffea eugenioides, 1401 nucleotides. RefSeq lists its product as uncharacterized. The transcript has 3 exons. Gene Ontology annotation, molecular function: zinc ion binding. The coding region runs from base 1 to 1401 and encodes 466 amino acids. The record is from RefSeq and is a predicted model, not a curated record. Lineage: Eukaryota; Viridiplantae; Streptophyta; Magnoliopsida; Gentianales; Rubiaceae.
AUGUUUGAGGCAAAUAGAACUCAAAGCAUCAUACAACUUUAUGUUGGUGAAAUCCCUGAAGAAGAUAUGCAUGCUGAUCGAACUGUUGUAGAGGAUAAUAUUGAGGUUGAUGGUGAACAAAAUCUAAAUCCUAAUGCUGAACAACCCCAAAAUGAUGAGGCCAAAAGUGAUGCUUCAGAUGCUUCACAGGAAGGUAAUAGGGAUGGUCGUAGGAAAGUUGAAUAUGACUCUGAUUUUGAUUUUUUCCUAGAUGGGGAUGAUUUAAAUGAUGCAUGUGAUCCUAUAGAUGAUGAAGAGAGGGAUGGUGGUGAAAGCAAGAGAGAAAGCAAAGGAAGUAGUGAAAGGGUUAUGUGCAAAGCAGUAUGCAAGAUUAAGAGACAUUGUGCAACACUUCUACAAAGAAAUCCAGGUUCAGUGGCAUUUAUUGUAACUGAACAGCCCCAACUUUGUAAAAGUCCAAUCUUCAAGAGAAUAUUUGUGAUGUUUACUGCACAAAAGGAAGGUUUUGUAAAUGCAUGUAGGCCUAUAAUAGGGCUGGAUGCAUGUCAUCUUAAGGGGAUCAUAGGAGGGCAGCUUAUGUCUGCAAUUGGUAGGGAUGCUAAUAACCAGAUGUUCCCAAUUGCUAUGGCUCUUGUUGAGUCUGAGUGCAAAGAUAGUUGGGGGUGGUUUUUGGACAGCUUUACCGAUGCUAUUGGGACUCCAAUUGAAAGGGGUUGGGUAUUUCUAUCAGAUAGACAAAAGGGAUUAAUUGAUUGCAUUGAGAAUAAGUAUCCUAGAGUGGAGCAUCGAUUCUGUGUUAAACACAUGUAUGCUAACUUCAAGCUGAAAUUCAAGGAUAAGCACCUAAGAGAUUUAAUGUGGGGGGCAGCUAGGGCUUAUUCACCCAGUCACUAUGAAAGCAAAAUGAGAGAGUUGCAAUUAGUAGCCCCAGAAGCACAUGCAUGGCUUAGUUCCAUACCAGCUAACCUAUGGGCUAGACACACCUUUUCCCCAAGGACAAAAUGUGACCUUUUAAGUAAUAAUAUAUGUGAGAGCUUUAAUCAAUACAUUAAAGAUGCUAGGGAGGAGCCUCUUUUAACUAUGUUUGAAGCCAUUCGAAGGCAGAUAAUGUGUAGAUUUCAAGAAAAAAGAGACUGGAUUCAAAAGAUGAAGUCUCAUAUUUGUUCUAGGAUUUGUCAGAAAAAUGAAGAGAGGAAAAAACAGGUAGCUCAGUUUGAUGCACUUGUGUCUACAAGAGAGAUGUAUGAGGUGACUGGUAUAGUAGGAACUUUUGCUGUUAAUGCAGUUCAAAGGUCUUGCACAUGUAAUGAGUGGGAUAUGACAGGAAUUCCAUGUGUCCAUGCAUGUGCUGGACUUGUGCAAGACAACAAAAGCCCAUAUGUUUUGGUUAGGUUCUACUAA